AUUUCCCCCCCUGCGAGGCCUGCCGCUAGCGCUACCUAUUGAGGCGCUCGCGAAGCGCAUGCACUCGCGCCGCGUCUGUCAGUGCAGUGCAUUUGUUUUGGUGGUGGGUUGAGACGGGUAGCGGUGAUUCCUGCACCGGCUCAACUGUCAGUCGAACAUUUGAGCAGACAGCACGCGCCUGACGCAGUCCAGCACUUCGGCUCACGGCAGUGCUAGCAACGCCACACAGAUGAAAGUACUCUGGAUUGUUUUAGCCGUUGGGCUUCUUGCCGCAGCGGGCGAAGCGAAGAGGAAAAGGAAAUUUGAGGGCGAUUUCGAGUUCGCCGAAGAGGAUGAAGGGCGCGCCAUCAGCGGAACCGGCGGUCCCAGCAGCAGCGGCAGCAACAGCAACGGCAACGCCAACGCCAACUCUGCUGCCGGCGGAGGGAAGACCGCCGAGAAGAAGCACUGGAUCCACGACCCCAGCAGUGACCUGUGCCGUCCUCUGAACUGCAAGAAGAAGGAGCUGUGUCUUCUUGAAGAUGCAUUCACCGCUGUAUGUGUCAGCAAGAAGGAGCUACACAAGAACGGGGACGUGGUGGUGUCACGGACCCGCGCCCCGCCGCCGGUCAGCUCCGAGGACUCCGAGGACGACGUCUUCUACGACAGCGACGACGAGCCGGAGGACGACGAGGACGGCGCCGAGUCCAUCGCGCGAUGCAACCCGUGCCCUGUUGUGAAGCCGACAUUCCUGUGUGGCACAGACAACCGCACCUACAGCUCCUUGUGCCGUUUGGAUUACCACAACUGCAUCCAUCACACAUCAAUCAGGGUCAGCUGCAAGGGGUUCUGCCCGUGCAAAGAAAGUGACAUUCACAUCCGUAAGAAGCAGCGGCAAACUGAGCGCCUCAACAACUUGAUGAACAAGUUCAAGAUGACAGCAGAGAAAGAGAAGAAGCAGGCCCAGCAACAGCAGCAGCAGCAGCGGCUGCCACAGGACAAGUACACGUUCACCCCAGAAGACUUCAAAUAUGAGAAUAAGCACUACAAGUACAUAAAGUACACCAAGUACAAUAAGGACAGCUACACUGCUACAAAUCCCCCGUAUUCCGAGGAUAAGGAGCGCCAGCGUGGCUACAAUGAAGUCCUUGACACAAAACCCAUGCUGAUUCCAAGCCACACUUCAUCCUGGAACAAGGAAUGUCCACCAUCAGCUCUGCAGGCCAUGGGAAACAGACUGCUUGACUGGUUCUCAGUUGUUAUGACAGAGACUAAGCGCAGGCGUUCUCACAAUAGGAGCAAAGCACAUUUCCCCAGCUCAUGCAAAACAGAGGUUCGAUGGAUGUUCCAACAUCUUGAUUUGGAUGCCGAUGACCAGCUGUCUCUCCAAGAACUUUAUGACCUUGAGCAUGAUCAGAGUGAACGCUGCAUCAAACCAUUCCUAGAUGCUUGUGAUUCUGACCGGGACAUUUUUGUGUCACCCAGGGAAUGGUGUCACUGUUUUGAUAAAACUGAUCGGCCAUGUGCUGCUGUGAAGAGGAGAAUAAGCCCUGAUUUACUCGGAGUUUAUAUACCAGAUUGCGAUGAUGAAGGGUAUUAUCGCUCUACACAGUGUCACACUUCAGUUGGUAUGUGUUGGUGUGUUGAUAAACAUGGAGUUGAGAAGCCAAACACUCGUACAAGAGGAAAGCCCAGCUGUGAACCCCCAGUGCAGCGAAACAAAAGCAGUCCGACAGAGAGUGAAGAUGAUAAUGACGACGAGGAUGAUGACACAGAACAAGAUGUUGAAGGAAGUGCUGACCAGCCACUUGAUUUCUAGACCUGUCCUACUGCACUGAUGACAGGCAAACUCAAUCAUACAUGUAGCACAACACAAAUGUAUAGAAGCAGUUACAUACUUCAAGUGUAUUUAAAACAAUUUUGUGUUAUAAAGAAAAACUAUAUUGUGGUGGUGCCCAUCAUCAUAGAUCUGUCUUGAAGAAUCAUCCUUUUUUUCCAAAAUGAGAGACUGUCCCUCACUCCCCCCUUUAACUGGGACUUGUGCAGCACUACUAUAUAACUUGCUUUAACACACAGUAACGGUACCAAUAAGACUAUGAGAAACUGUUUGUAUUUGCUCAUGAUGUAAUAUAAAAUGAAUAUUUGCUUCUGAAAAUAUCCAUUUUAUAACAGUAACUUGAAAGUAAAACUUAACCAUAGCUCCGAUGAGAAAUUAACACAUUUACACAAAGUACGUAAACAGUAAGCAGGCUUCUGCACAGGGAACUCAGUUGUUUUGUGCCACUGAGUCAGAGUUGUGGGUACUCUGCAAAUGUUUUCAGAGAAACCUUUUUUUGGAAGAAGAAACACACAUAGGAAAUCAUUCACAUUAUGUUAACAAAAAUUAUAAGAAAGCUCUCUAUAUAUGUGUAAAAUUUUCAAGCUUCAAGCAUUGUUGCUCUGAGUAAUGAUUAUGUAAAUGUAUGGUAUACAAUACUGGCAUUUAUUCUAACACAAUUUGUAACUCAUUGUUGUGUGUCUAUAGAUUUGUCUUUGGUAGUCAUAUUGUGAAAGUUUGGGUAAAAGAAUGGAGCAGUGUUUCUUUCUUUGGCUUUUGAUCAGUUCAUGCACAAUACCUAAUACAUGAAAACCAGAACAUGAGGCAAAGGUCUCCACUUUGUUCAAGGAUUACUUUUAAAAACAAGAACUCUUACUUCAUUGUAUACAUUAGUAUCAUAUUUUCUUACCUGUGCUCAGUUCCAAAUAUUUGGGGUAAAAAGUAUUUUCUGUACAUGGUAUUAGGAAAAAGAUGUGAUAAUGAAGACAAACUUUGAUCAUUUAGUUGGAGUUCUUCAUCUAGAAAGGAAGGAUAUGUUACUCCAUUAUAUAACAUUUUUAAACUGUAAUUAUGUUCAAACAUCUUCACUUCUAGUGCAUUUGUCUUAAUAGAGUAGACACAAUUUUUUUUGUUUGUUUAUACUUUAGUUACCUAAAUUUAUAAUAAAUUCUAUUAUUUCAUAGCUUUGAAACAAGUCUUUUCAAAAAGUUGCGUAGGAUGUUUAUACUGUGUAGGUGGCAGUUAGAAUAUGAAGUGUAAGAGAAAACUAUUAUUAUGAAACCUUCAAACAGAAGUGUUUUUAUGUCUUAGAAUAAAUGCUACUUGUUCCAUGUAAAUAACCCUUGAGAGAGUCUGAACUGCUUUUUGUCAAGCCUGAGAAUAUUUCUUUCUGGUAGGUUGCCAUAAUAUUAUAAGACUAGUGUGAGUAGCAACUAAGUUAGACAUCAAAUUAGGUUGAGUAUACUGAAAGUUUAAAUUAUACUAUGUACUCAUUUUUACAUUAAAAACAUUACUCUUUAAUUUUUAUCAAACUGAUGCAUUUACAAAAUUAUUUAUAAGCUGUGAAAGAAUUAUCUGGCAAUAAGUCAUCAAUAUCCAGCAUCUAUUUGUCCAUGCUGAAAUAGAGCUGGCAUUAAUUAACUCAUGUAUAUGUUUUCAAAGAUAACAAUAAAAAGCCUUUAAAACA
This is a messenger RNA of Schistocerca gregaria, 3482 nucleotides long. It is a transcript of the gene Cow, whose product is annotated as proteoglycan Cow. NCBI's taxonomy places the organism in Eukaryota, Metazoa, Arthropoda, Insecta, Orthoptera, Acrididae. Gene Ontology annotation, molecular function: calcium ion binding; protein binding. The transcript has 10 exons. Gene Ontology annotation, biological process: establishment of protein localization to extracellular region. Bases 230 to 1798 code for a protein of 522 amino acids. The record is from RefSeq and is a predicted model, not a curated record.